AUGGGUGAUAUGUCCAAGAGCACACCAAAGAAGACAUCGCGCAUCCUGGCUGCGCUGGACCACUCCAUGCUUGCUUCUUCCUCAAGUUCUCAUACCACUAUGCAAACAUCCCAAAUUCUCGGCAAGCGUAAAUCAGAUACCUUUCCUGUGUCGCCGGUGAGGAGAGUACGAACUCUCCCAGACAUCGGUUCCGUGGUUCAUGGACCAAACUCACCAUUCAACAAGCCUGUGCAUGCGACUGGCGCUUCAUCGCACGGUGCUUCGUCUGGAGCUGGCGGAUCUAAAUCAACAACCAAGAGCGAUAUUCAAAGCAAGCUCAUUACAUCUGGCUUUUCUUUGAGAUACGACGACAAAACUCCUGUUAGUCGCAUUGACCAAGGAGGCCCUGAUCAAGAACUGAGAUUGGCAGAAUUUGUUUAUAACUCCAUUGAAAACCUCGGGGAUAGGCGGUCCGUUAAGGAUGCUAUCCGGAACCUCGGUCUUCAGAGCGACAAGGAUCUCCUCCCCGGUCUUGAAGUACGGCUUUUACCUCACCAGCUCAUUGGCGUCAACUGGAUGGUGGACCAAGAAAAAAAGUCCCCUCACAGGGGUGGUAUCUUAGCAGAUGAAAUGGGCCUUGGCAAGACUGUCCAAAUGAUUGCUACAAUGGCAGUUAAUUUGCCCAAGGACACUGACGCUGUGAAGACCACCCUCGUCGUCGUUCCCGCCGCGCUCCUUCAACAGUGGAAAGAGGAAAUUGAGACGAAGUCGAACGACUUGUUUACCGUUCAUAUACAUCAUGGACGGGACAAACUUUCCACUCUGAUGGAUGUCAGAUCUAAAGAUGUCAUCAUCACUACAUAUCAAACUCUGAGCAUGGAGCUUACCAUUCCAAAAGACGUUGAAGAAGGCGAGGAACUGGCAUAUCUUGAGAAUCACGGAGGGGUACUUGGUCGCAUGAGAUGGUAUCGUGUGAUUUUAGACGAAGCCCAAUUUAUUCGAAAUAGAGGAACACAUGCUAGCCGCAGUGUUGCUCGUCUCCGUUCGACUUAUAGGUGGAUGCUUACAGGCACGCCUGUAACGAAUACACUUGCUGACAUAUAUGGACUUAUUCGCUUUGGGCGUUUCCGCCCUUGGAAUGACUGGGAGUCAUUUAAACAAUAUAUUGCAAAGGUGCAGCAGGAAGAUGCGCCGCUGGCGGCAAUGCGAGCGCAGGAGAUUAUGAAACCCCUGUUACUUCGCCGUACCAAACAAGCUAGAUUGGAAGGAAAGCUCAUCCUUCAACUACCCCCGAAAAACAUUGAGCUCGUGACUCUUGAAUUCUCAGCAGACGAGCGGCAGCUGUAUGAUGAUUUCGAAAAGAAAAGCCAUGUUCAAAUCAAUCGCUUCAUCAAAAGAGGGACAUUGUUGAAGAAGUAUGCACUCAGUUAUUUCUGCGUUAUAUUUGCUAAAUGCAGUUUCCGUCUCAGCGAUGAUCCUCCGGCUUCGGCAGCUGUGUUGUCACCCGAACUUAAUCCUGGCACGUCUUUUUGUCACACAGAAGAGCACGAGGACCCUUCCAUACUCAUGUCCGACGACAAGGGAAGGGAGUUUGCGCGAGCGAUCCGAGUCAUGGGGACAGCCUGGGUCAGCGAUGUCAAGAAGAGGUUCAUGACGCGCGCGCUGGAGAGUAAUCUAUUCGCCUUCACAGAUGAGGAGGGCGCAGAUCCAACAUGUCCUAUCUGCAAAGAUCUGUACGCCAACAACGCUGGCCGUGUCCUUACCUGUGGCCAUGAGAUCUGCUUUGACUGUAUGCUCAUACUUUCGAACUCGCCGAUUGUCCACAACGGGGAAUUUGGUCAUGGAAACGAGAAAGAAAAUCUUCGUGCCGAACGCGAGUAUGAAGCAGCUGUUGCAAAAGGUCACCGACCUUGCCCUACGUGCAAGAAGAUGAACGACCUGACCCAAACCAAGGUGUUCAAGUCCAUUGCAUUCGAGCCAGAGGAGGAUGAAGUCGAGGAGGCAAAUCGCGCUCGUAAGCGCGCUCGCCGGCUUGCGCCUGAGAAACCUGUGCGCCCGGGCACCGUUUCUUGUGAAGAGUCAUCUGACUCCGAUUCGGAAAUCGAGGUAUCUGCGCCUUCACGCUUCAGGGGUGCAACGCCGGAACUCGACAGCUCCGACGACGAUAUGCCAGAUUUCUCACAGCUAUUCGCGAACGGAGGAAAACUCAAGGGGAAGAAGGCUGGGGGGAAUAAACGGUUGCACCAGCAGUCUGACGACGACGAAGUGAUUGACUUGACUAUGGGUGAUGUGUCGGACCACCUCGAUGGUUCCGACGCUGAGCUCGGAAGGGGGCAUGCCGAAAAAAAAACCCUAAGGGAUAACGAAGAAAAGCCUGCAUCGCAAGGUGCAGAGAAGGCAAAUUUGGAAGAUUCCGGCGCCCCUUCCCGCGCGCUUAUCGCCAUGUGGCGAAAAGGUGAUUACGACCUGGAACCGAGUACGAAGAUGCUCGCCCUCAUUGAUUUCCUCAAGUCGUGGGACGUGAGCGGGGACAAGACAAUCUGCUAUUCGCAGUGGACCUCAAUGCUUGACCUCGUAGAGACGCUAUUCUCACGAUAUGGGAUCCGCAGCCUGCGGUACGAUGGUUCCAUGGACCGGAUAUCCCGGGAUAACACCCUUGUGACAUUCAAACGACAUGAUGGACCGAAGGUCAUCCUCAUCAGCACGAAGUGUGGUAGUGUAGGCUUGAAUUUGGUCGUGGCAAAUCGGAUCAUUAAUUUGGACCUAUCCUGGAAUUAUGCGUCCGAGUCACAAGCAUAUGACCGCGUACAUCGUCUGGGACAGGAGAAAGAUGUUUUUGUCAAGCGACUUGUUGUCAAAAAUACGAUAGAGGAGCGAAUGCUCCGCCUUCAGGAGGUUAAAACUGACCUUGCGGACGCCGCGCUCGGCGAGGGUACGGGAACGAAGUUACAGAAGAUGAGUGUUAAGGAGAUCAAGACUUUGUUUGGGAUGAAAACCUAA
Messenger RNA from Suillus subalutaceus, 2979 nucleotides. RefSeq names its product SNF2 family N-terminal domain-containing protein. Gene Ontology annotation, cellular component: cytoplasm. The transcript has 30 exons. NCBI's taxonomy places the organism in Eukaryota, Fungi, Basidiomycota, Agaricomycetes, Boletales, Suillaceae. The record is from RefSeq and is a predicted model, not a curated record. Gene Ontology annotation, molecular function: ATP-dependent chromatin remodeler activity; ATP binding. The coding region runs from base 1 to 2979 and encodes 992 amino acids.